Molecule: messenger RNA, 990 nt
Organism: Leptonychotes weddellii (Weddell seal)
Lineage: Eukaryota; Metazoa; Chordata; Mammalia; Carnivora; Phocidae
Source: RefSeq, a predicted model, not a curated record
AUGGGUUUACCCUCAGAGUUUAUCCCACAACCAAGCCAGUUUGGAAAAGUAGAAGAAAGUAUCCUAAGUAAAAGUCAAAAAGAAAAUCCUUCUGAUGGACAUGAAUCCAAUUGGAGUCAUUUUGAAAUGGAUAGUCAGUUUAUUGGAUUAGCUGAUAAGGUGAUGAAAAUCUCUUCUAAUCAGAUGGAUAUCUUUAAUGAAUCAAAAAAGGCUUUUUCAUCCAUCUCUAACUCAUUAAAGCCUUUUUAUGGUCUCACCCUUAAUGAUCUCAUCGAGACUCUUGACUUUAAAUACAACCUAUAUGCCAAAAAUGGCAAAAUUUAUGUCUCAAGAACCAUCAGCAGCAAAGUCUCCCGCGACACCCUGUACGAGACAGUGCAGGAAGUCCUGCACGGGAACCAGCGCAAGCGCCGGAAGUUUUUGGAGGCAGUGGAGCUGCAGAUCAGCCUGAAGAACUCUGACCCUCAGAAGGACAAAUGCUUCUUGGGCACCGUCAGGCUUUAGUCCACUCCCUGCCCCAAGUUCUCUGUAUGUGUUUUGGGGGAUCAGCAGCACUGUGCUGAGGCCAAGGCAGUGGAUAUUCCCCACAUGGACAUUGAGGUGCUGAAGAAACUCAACAAGAAUAAGAAAUUAGUCAAGAAGCUGGCCAAGAAGUAUUAUGCAUUUUUGGCUUCAAAAUCUCUGAUCAAACAGAUCCCACGAAUCCUGGGCCCAGGCCUGAAUAAGGCUGGCAAGUUCCCUUCCUUGCUGAUCCACAAUGAAAACAUUGUGGCCAAAGUAGAUGAAGUGAGGUCCACCAUCAAAUUCCAGAUGAAGAAGAUGCUGUGUCUGGCAGUGGCUGUUGGCCACAUGAGGAUGACAGAUGACGAGCUUGUGUACAACAUCCACUUAGUGGUCAAUUUCCUGGUGUCCUUGCUCAAGAAGAAUUGGCAGAACGUCCGGGCUUUAUACAUCAAGAACACCAUGGGCAAGCCCCAGCUCCUGUACUAA